GCUGCUGCCGCUGUUGACUGAUGUUCUGAGGGGAGAAGCGGCGGCGGCGGCGGCGGCUGCUCCUUCUUCUUCCCGCUUUCCUCUCUCGCCCCGCUUCCCCAUCCUUCCCGGGCCGGCCCCGGAGUUGCGGGGCGGGGGGUGGGUCGGGGGUGGGGUGGGGGAGAGCGAGCUUCCUUCGCCAUGACCACCAGCACCACCGGCUCCACGCUGCUGCAGCCGCUCAGCAACGCCGUUCGGCUGCCCAUAGACCAGGUCAACUUUGUAGUGUGCCAGCUCUUUGCUUUGCUUGCUGCUACCUGGUUCCGAACUUACCUUCAUUCAAGCAAAACUAGUCCAUUUAUAAGGCAUGUUGUUGCCACCCUUUUGGGCCUUUAUCUUGCACUUUUUUGUUUUGGAUGGUAUGCCUUACAUUUUGUUAUACAAAGUGGAAUUUCCUACUAUAUCAUGAUCAUUAUAGGAGUGGAAAAUAUGCACAAAUAUUGUUUUGUUUUUGCUUUGGGAUACCUCACUGUGUGCCAAAUUUCUAGAGUCUAUAUCUUUGAUUAUGGACAAUAUUCUGCUGAUUUUUCUGGCCCAAUGAUGAUAAUUACACAGAAAAUCACAAGCUUGGCGUAUGAAAUUCAUGAUGGAAUGUUUCGAAAGGAGGAAGAACUGACACAAUCACAGCGAUGCUUAGCUGUGAGGCGCAUGCCAAGUCUACUGGAGUAUUUAAGUUACAACUGUAAUUUCAUGGGUAUCCUGGCAGGCCCAUUAUGCUCUUAUAAAGACUAUAUUACUUUCAUUGAAGGCAGAUCAUACCAACUGACACAGUCUGAAGCAAAUGGGAAAGAAGAGAUAAAAUACGAACAAACAGAUCCCUCUCCAAAUACAGCUGUGGCGCAGAAACUCAUAGUGUGUGGACUAUCCUUGUUGUUUCAUAUGACUGUUAGCAAAACUUUGCCUGUAGAGUACAACAUCGAUGAACAUUUCCAAGCAACAGCUUCGCUGCCUACAAGGGUUAUCUACUUGUACCUGUCUCUUAUGGCUGCCAGACCUAAAUAUUACUUUGCGUGGACGUUGGCAGAUGCAAUUAAUAAUGCAGCUGGGUUUGGAUUUAGAGGAUAUGAUAAAAGUGGACUCUCGCACUGGGAUUCAAUUUCAAAUCUAAGAAUUCUUCAUAUAGAGUUCUCAACAAGUUUCAAGAUGUUUCUCGAUAACUGGAAUAUCCAGACAGCUCUUUGGCUGAAAAGAGUAUGUUAUGAACGGGCCUCCUUCAGUCCAACAAUACAAACCUUUAUCUUGUCAGCCAUUUGGCAUGGGGUAUAUCCAGGAUAUUAUUUAACAUUCAUAACAGGAGUACUCAUGACAAUGGCAGCACGAACUAUUAGAAAGAACAUUAGGCACUACUUUAUUGACUCCCCAGCCAUUAAAUUAUGUUAUGAUAUCAUGACAUGGAUGAUGACUCAAGUAGCAAUAAGUUACACGGUGGUCCCAUUUGUACUUCUCUCCGUAAAACCAUCAUACCUGUUUUACAGUUCCUGUUACUUCUGCCUCCACAUAGCCUGCAUUUUAGUACUGUUGAUAUCUCCAUUGAAAAGAACUCAAAAAGGAAAUAAAGAGCAAGAAAGCAUCCAGCCCUCUUGGUCCAAAAAGCAGGGUCAACGAGGAGGAGGAGGAGGAGACGAUGAAGAAGAAAAAGGCGUCAUGGGACAUAACAGUUACUCUACGGCAAAUAGUUUCAAUCAGAAAAGAGAAAUCACCUGCAGAAAUACAACACUGAAGCAAUGAUUAGGAGAUGCUAUGAUGGAUAUAUUUUAUAUUUCGAAACCCGUUUAUAGCACCUUUUAAAAGGGGUUGUUGUAUUUGUCUGGAAAAGAUGGGUUAGUAAGGAAAGAAUGCUAUGUAUCCCUAGGGAAUAUUGAAUACACUAGUAAGAAUGGAAACAAAGCAAAUUAACCUCUCCCGUGCCAUGUUCCUGUGGAUCACGCCUUAUGUGAAAAUAUUACCAUUAUUUCAAUGGGCACUCAGGACUUGCAGCAUAUGUCCAUUGGGUCAUAGGUGUGCCCCUUUGCUGAAUGUAUGUUGCGCAUCUCAAGGCACUUACGGGGAUGGUGGGUCAUUGUGUCAAUUCAGAGAAACAGAAGGAAAAUAUCUUUAACAAGCAAAUGCCUUGCCUUAAACCCUCUAUCUACUGAAAUAAUGUUUCUAAGUGGUAUUUUCAUAAUAUGUGGGAAGCAUAGUUCAA
This is a messenger RNA of Lacerta agilis (Sand lizard), 2224 nucleotides long. It is a transcript of the gene MBOAT2, whose product is annotated as membrane bound O-acyltransferase domain containing 2. The coding region runs from base 181 to 1767 and encodes 528 amino acids. The transcript is spliced from 13 exons. The record is from RefSeq and is a predicted model, not a curated record. Gene Ontology annotation, biological process: lipid modification. Gene Ontology annotation, cellular component: membrane. NCBI's taxonomy places the organism in Eukaryota, Metazoa, Chordata, Lepidosauria, Squamata, Lacertidae. Gene Ontology annotation, molecular function: acyltransferase activity.